Phyllopteryx taeniolatus (common seadragon) is the source of this 2577-nucleotide messenger RNA. RefSeq names its product sterile alpha motif domain containing 14 (gene samd14). The transcript has 10 exons. Gene Ontology annotation, biological process: neuron projection development; actin filament organization; calcium-mediated signaling. Gene Ontology annotation, cellular component: dendrite; postsynaptic density; cytoplasm. The coding region runs from base 1379 to 2392 and encodes 337 amino acids. The record is from RefSeq and is a predicted model, not a curated record. Gene Ontology annotation, molecular function: actin filament binding. NCBI's taxonomy places the organism in Eukaryota, Metazoa, Chordata, Actinopteri, Syngnathiformes, Syngnathidae.
CUCCUGGCGUGUGCUCACGCGCGCACGAGGCAGACGGCGCUCGUGCUCGUGCUGAUGCCGCGUGCAUGAGGCAGCACUUCGCCCAUCGCGGAAGGGACAUGACAAAGCGCUGAGUCAUGUCUGCUGGCCCCGACGACAGCGACAGCGUGUUUGAGCUGAAUUCGGUGAUUCCCGAAACGGAGCUGCUGGACAACAGCAUCCAGAAGGGGCGGGCCCAGCUGACCAGGAGGCACCGCCCCUCUCGCUCACAUUGCCACGACAGCGUCAGCUCGAACGACGGCGACGACAGUCCCGACGGCAGGCAGGUCGGUGGCGGCCGGCGCCGACGGGAGGGCGUUCGGUCAUCGGGGAAGCGGGGCGAGAAGAAAGCGGUCCCGGCGGCCUUCGCGCUCCUGGCAUCGGCGCUCUCAUAAGGCGCAAAAAGAAAGUCAGAGGGCGCCGUCAACUUCAUGUCACAAAAUUUACAUCGUCGGAAAAUAUAUCAGUAUACGAUCGGCGCAGUAGUAAGGAUUUCUUGCUUGCGACGCUUUCUUUGGGAAGCGACUUGUAAAAGUGUCCCGCUUAAAGGCCCUCCGUCGCACCGCCGGUCAAUGUCCGCAACGACCGUAGCACCGCGCAGGACGUGUCGCGCUAGGCGGCAAAAACAAACUUUGGAAGCAGCCAGCUGACCGCACGCGUGUACGGUACUUUCACAGGAAGUGACAUCGCUACAUGCAAAUGAGCAACACCAUUUGUCUCAUUUGACUUUCUCUUGAUUGUCUUUUAUCGUUGCCUCCCCGUUAGUGGCCGAGAUAACUAGAUUGACACUUUAAUGAAAGGAUAUAUUGCAGCGACAAUGAAGCGGCGCGGUUCCCAGCGCGCAUUGCGCCACGCAAGGAUGAAGCGUUGCCGUUAGAAGGACGUUAAUCCUUAUCGUUGGCGUGUGCUUGUUAGCCGUUGUUGGUCGGACUGUCGGCUGAGGUUUACGUCGCUCUUUGUUUGCACGAAACGGACCGCGGCUCGCGUCUGACCUCCCGGCCGGUUCCGCCGCUGGCCAGGCGAGACGGCGCGACGACGUCGAUUUGGCGACUUCCCGGCCGUGCGCGAUACUAAUUUCUGCGAACCGUUCAACGAAGCCUCCGGACCAAAAGAGCCUCUGUUUUCUUGGAGCGCCACAAUAUUGAGAUCGGCACGGAAAGCCUUCACUGCAGAGGGCGCGCCAACCCAUCUGAGGGGGCUCGCACGUGCCCCCUCAUGACGCCGCCACCGAUGUAACGUCACCUGACCAGCGUGAGUGCGUGCGUGCGUGUGUGUGUGUGUGUGUGUGUGUGUGCGCGCGCGCGUGCGUGAACACCAGGACAGUGCGACAUCCUCCGCCCACUCUCCUCUCCAAGUGACGAUGCGAGGCUCCUCCCCUUCCCCUGAUUCGCUGCUGUCGCCUCGUAGCUCCGCCUUCUCCUUCGACACAUCACUGGUGCGCCGCCUGCCGGACGAGGCCGGCCUGUCAUUGGCCGGGACCCCACGGGCGCGCUACCACCAACUGACCGACGACACGUCUCAAGAGGCUCUGGCCACGCCCACCAGCGCGCUCUCCAAGUCCUGGCCCGCCUCGUCCGACGCCUCGCCCGUCUACACACGAAGGAGCAAAAGGCCUGACAGCGAAGUUCUGGUGUCCGAGUCGAGUCGCGACUCGAGUCCCGCCGACCCGGGUCCGGUGCCGCUGGACCAGAAAACCAGAAGACGCUUCCUGGAUUUGGGCGUGACUCUCAGGCGCUCCUACCUCCGAGCGAAGAAGGACAAGCGAGCGGGCGAGGCGGCCGGCGGGGACACGCCCGAGAGUCUCCGAGAGCGAGAGAGUUCAUCUUCGCGAGCGUCCUCCGUCUCGUUUUCUUGGUUCUCCUCUUCGGGAACGCCGCCGGGAUCCCCGCAAACGCACGCCGCCGACGCACACGCACACCCGAAGUCCCGCUCGCAGGAGUCGACUUGGAGCGAGGACUUUUCUCGUCCUCCGACGUCACCGUCCGGGUGUCCUCACGUGGAGUUGUCGGCCUCCGUGUCGGCGCACCCCUACCGCACGCUCUCGCAGUCUUCUGACGAGCCCGGCGACGAGCCGUCGUGCCCGGCAGGGUCUUGGACGAGUCAGCAGGUGUGCGAGUGGCUGCGGGAUCUGAGCAUGGAUCGCUACGUCCCGGAGUUCCGAGCCGGAGACGUGGACGGACGCUCGCUGCUCCGGUUGGACGGCGGAAAGCUCAAGGGUCUGGGCGUGCUCAGUUCGUGCGAUCGCGGCGCUCUGAAGCGGCGCAUCAAAGUCUUGCGGACGGCGGCGGAGAAGGAGAAGGAGAAGGAGAAGGAGAAGAGCGGCAAGCAGAAGGGCAAAGAACGCAGAAAGCGGCCCGAGCAGCGCAGGACCUGAACGCACUGCGCGCCGGCUGUCAGCCAAUCAGAUUGCGGCCUUCUUACAAGUUGGACGGUCAAAGUGCAUUCCCCCCCCCCCCCUCUCGCUCAUAUGCAAAUGAGACGCAAAUGCUGUUAACUAUGGAUCUGUGUAAGAACAUUUAUUGUCACGCUUUCCAAUAAAAGACUUUUAUUGUGAAAGAA